AUGGAGUCCCAACGCAGCUUCUUUCGGAAGGUGGAUGUCCCAGACCAUGUGCAUUACAUUGUGGCCUUUUUUGUUCUGGUCAUCGGUACUCUGGGAGUAGCUGGUAAUGCACUGGUCAUCUUCGCCUUCUACAGCAACAAGAAGCUGCGAACUGUCCCCAAUUACUUCAUCGUGAAUCUGGCGGUGAGCGACUUCCUCAUGGCCAUCACCCAGUCGCCCAUCUUCUUCAUCAACUGCCUGUACAAGGAGUGGGUGUUUGGAGAAUUGGGGUGCAAGAUGUAUGCCUUCUGUGGGGCUCUGUUUGGAAUAACCUCCAUGAUCAACCUGUUGGCCAUCUCCAUCGAUCGCUACUUGGUCAUCACCAAGCCCCUCCAAGCCAUCCAGUGGACUUCCAAGCGGAGAACUUCCCUGGCCAUCGUACUAGUAUGGCUUUACUCAUUAGCCUGGAGUCUGGCCCCUCUUGUUGGCUGGAGCUCUUACAUCCCAGAGGGCCUGAUGACCUCAUGCACAUGGGACUAUGUCACAUCGACCUCGGCCAACAAGAGCUACACCCUGAUGCUCUGCUGCUUUGUGUUCUUCAUCCCUCUGGGCAUCAUCUCUUACUGCUACCUCUUCAUGUUCCUGGCAAUCCGCAGCACCAGCCGGGACCUGGAGAAGCUGGGGACACACGUCAGAAAGUCCACCCUGAUCCAGCAGCAGUCCAUCAGGAAUGAGUGGAAGCUGGCAAAGAUUGCCUUUGUGGUCAUCAUUGUGUAUGUGCUGUCCUGGGCACCCUAUGCUUGUGUCACCCUCAUUGCCUUGGCUGGGCAUGCCAACAUCCUCUCCCCAUAUUGCAAAUCGGUCCCAGCCGUCAUUGCAAAAGCGUCAGCCAUCUACAACCCUUUCAUCUAUGCCAUCAUACACACCAAAUACAGGACCACGCUGGUGGAGAAGGUGCCCUGUCUAAGCUGUCUGUCCCGUUCGUCACGAAAGGACUGCCUGUCUGGGUCCAACAGCGAGUCCUCCUUCCGAGAGUCCAUCCUCAGCAGGCAGUCAUCUGUGUCCAAGGCCAAGUUCCGCCCUGUGUCCUCGAUGUCCACUAGUGACAUGGUGUGGAGUGACGUGGAGCUGAACCUGCUGGACCACCGGUCACACUCCUUCCGAAGCACAUCAUCCUGCAGCCUGUCCCGGGAGAGGGACAGAGGCCGCUUCUGCCACCAGGGCAAGGCCAAGAGCUGCUCCGCUGUCAUUGAGGAGAAGAUUCCAGGCCUAGAGAAGGAGGCUCUGAGCAGCUGCGACCAUGACCUGGUGUCCUGUUCAGUCUCCAUGGCAGCAAUCCCCCUAUUGGUUACAGUGAGGGACGGCCAGGGCGAGGGGCGGCAGGACAGGGAGCAAAACGAGGACACGGGGCAGGCUGGGAAGGAGUCUGAGAGCCUGAGGAAUGGAUGGGGCUCGGCCGGCUCAGGGCUGGACAGCAGCGGGGGCUCCGUCCCACAGAUCAUUAUUCGCCCCAUGUCAGAGAGCAGCUUGAUCGAGGAGACCGUGACCCAGGGGGAGAAGCCAGGGCUGCUGCCCUGUGAGGCGGCCAAUCUGCUGCAAGGCCUGAAGAGCUUGAACUGUUCCACUGAACUGCUGGAGUCUGUGGAGAAGUUCCUCUCCUGA
Molecule: messenger RNA, 1641 nt
Organism: Megalops cyprinoides (Indo-Pacific tarpon)
Lineage: Eukaryota; Metazoa; Chordata; Actinopteri; Elopiformes; Megalopidae
Product: melanopsin-B-like
Exons: 9
Coding region: 1-1641 (546 amino acids)
Biological process (GO): visual perception; G protein-coupled receptor signaling pathway
Cellular component (GO): membrane
Molecular function (GO): G protein-coupled receptor activity
Source: RefSeq, a predicted model, not a curated record